Molecule: messenger RNA, 771 nt
Organism: Soboliphyme baturini
Lineage: Eukaryota; Metazoa; Nematoda; Enoplea; Dioctophymatida; Soboliphymatidae
Source: the annotation of a GenBank genome assembly
AUGUUGAAUGAUGUUCCGUUUCUGUACGCCGAUCACUGUUACACGACGACAAUGAAUCCUCCUCCACCUCCUCCUGCUGCACCUCAGCAGCAGCCACCGGCACCGCUGCCGCCGCCGACGACGACCACUAACGACAACGUGAAAUCCAUCACCACUAACGGGAAUGAGUCAGCGGCGAUGACCAAGGCAAACGCCGCCGCCACGGCCACCGAAAAAGACAGACAACACAUGGAGGAGCAGCAGGCGAAGUUGACGCAGGAUUUUCAGGAGCGGAAGAAGUCUUUGACGCUCGACUUUUCGAAUCCGGAGGCAGCCAAGAAAACCAUCUCGACGUCGGACGUGAUCUCCUUGCUCGGCUUGAAGACGUCGGUUGGUCUAUCGCCGGAAAUCGAACGGUUCUUCACUCAGAACGUGGUGGUGUCGAACACCCCGACUCCGACACAGUUCAUCUUCCCAAAAAACGUCACCGCCGAACAGGAGCAGUACGCACGCGGUUUCAUCGACGCCCUGAACCAACUGCACCAAAUGCGCGGUUGCAUCCCGAUGUCCAACCUGCUGUCACCCGGCUUCAUCACCAGCACCGUCGUGCAGCCGGAGAAUAACGAAGACUCGAAAGUAAAUGAUGCACUACUUGCUUGGCCGACGCGUGAGUUGCAGUACGAAGCCGCCCGCACUGAGCCAGGACUAUUUGCGUCUAACAGUACGUCAGAUGUGUUCAUCCUGCGUCGCAUUGCGCACGAUGUUUUGCUGUCUAUUUCGCGCUUAACUUGA